ACUUUUUCUCCGUCUUUACAUAUGUGACAUAUGUUAACAGCAUGAAAGGACCUAUAUCCAUUAUUAGUGCAUCUAAGAAACACGUAAGUAGUACCGGCGACUUCGCUUCUUAUCGCGUCCUAUGUGCAAGACUCGCAAGGAACGCAUAGGGAUUGAAUUGGCUGCGACGCGGCGUUAGUGGUGAGGGCUGGCUGGUGGUUGGUCGGUGGUGGCUUCGGAAGAUUUUGGAGGUUAUACCGAGGAUUGUCCGGCGAGGAUCAGGGAUCGGAUUUCCAAUUGUGGGUUACGCGCGGGCGACCAUAGCUCGGCAGACACGUUUCGUCGUCGCGAGCGAGGAGACGUGCGCCCAGUGGUCUCGAGUGACACGGUCAAUUGCGGCAACAACAGCAGUCCACCGUUGACGUGAAUUCACGCGUUAUACGUACGGCAAAGUGGACUCAAUGUCGAUAAUAUGUCGGCUAAAAACGACAUCAGGACGACGCGGAUGCACAGGAUGGCCCGUAGGGCCGUUUGACGAUUAUUUAUGAAUUUACGGAGAGAUCUGAAAAGAGGGUGUCCACGGUACAACAACAUGGUGAAGGAGAAGGCGAAUUCGAUCCGCAUCUACGAUUCCGAGGGCUACAGACGUAGAGCUGCCUGUAUCUGCGUCAAAAAUGAUCUCGAGGACGAGGUACUAUUAGUUACAUCUAGUCGAAGACCCGACAGUUGGAUAGUACCAGGCGGCGGGGUCGAGCCUGAGGAGGAACCAUCGGUUACGGCUCUUCGUGAAGUCCGAGAAGAGGCUGGCGUUCUAGGACAAUUAGGCCGUUGCCUCGGCACAUUUGAGGUUAUAACCCGUGAUAACACAGAACACAAACAUAGAACGGAAGUAUGGGUUAUGCAAGUGACCGAGGAAUUACCGGAAUGGGAAGACUCGCGCGCUAUCGGUCGGAAGAGAAAGUGGUUCACCAUCCCAGAGGCCCUGCUGCAACUCAGCCAGCACAAGCCCGUCCAGCGCUCUUACUUGCACAGCCUCUACAAUACUAAUCCUCGACAUAAUCCCACCUCUCAACUGUCCAACCAUUCGCACUCCACGAUGACAUCUAUCGAGCUAAUGAAUAAUUCUAGUAACAAUUCACGUUUAAGUGAACACAGCUAAUAUCGUCGUGAAUCAUCCGUUUCUAUCGAAAAUUCGAUCGCCAUGAAGUCUCACUGUUACUCCUCCUUUCUCCCAUUAAGGGAAUUUUAUGGUAACAACUGACUCUCUGCUGUGUUUUAUACAUAUAAAUUUAUAUUACCUACAUUUAUCUUUAUUAUUAUGAUAUUCUUAGGUUAAUUAUUAUCAUUAUAUUAUGUUUACUUACAUAUAGGUCGUUGAUGAUAAAUCGUUUUAUUACUUUUUUUUUUUUCGUAGCCAGGUUCUCAUUUCUGAUGUGAUUUUUUAUCGAAUGUGCGAGAAAAAUAAUUAAGUCAAUGGUUUCAUUAUAUUUAGUGUUUGUGCCUAAUAUAUAUGUAGAAUGUCAUACAUGUGAUCCUUUUCCAUGCAUCGCAUAUCCUGGAUGGACACAGUUGUGCGAAUACCUUGGUAACUUUUUCUACAUUUUCUCAAGAGACAGGAAAAGUUACAUACUUGUUAGCAUACAAAUAAUAAAUUAUGUACUUUGUAUAUUAACUUCUUGAAUAAAUUUUGUAAUGAUUUCUGCAA
Molecule: messenger RNA, 1684 nt
Organism: Camponotus floridanus (Florida carpenter ant)
Lineage: Eukaryota; Metazoa; Arthropoda; Insecta; Hymenoptera; Formicidae
Gene: Aps
Product: diphosphoinositol polyphosphate phosphohydrolase 1
Exons: 4
Coding region: 524-1138 (204 amino acids)
Biological process (GO): adenosine 5'-(hexahydrogen pentaphosphate) catabolic process; diadenosine pentaphosphate catabolic process; diphosphoinositol polyphosphate metabolic process
Cellular component (GO): cytoplasm; nucleus
Molecular function (GO): endopolyphosphatase activity; diphosphoinositol-polyphosphate diphosphatase activity; bis(5'-adenosyl)-pentaphosphatase activity
Source: RefSeq, a predicted model, not a curated record